Molecule: messenger RNA, 5354 nt
Organism: Polyodon spathula (Mississippi paddlefish)
Lineage: Eukaryota; Metazoa; Chordata; Actinopteri; Acipenseriformes; Polyodontidae
Product: rho guanine nucleotide exchange factor 1-like
Exons: 34
Coding region: 261-3512 (1083 amino acids)
Biological process (GO): intracellular signal transduction; G protein-coupled receptor signaling pathway
Cellular component (GO): cytoplasm
Molecular function (GO): G protein-coupled receptor binding; guanyl-nucleotide exchange factor activity
Source: RefSeq, a predicted model, not a curated record
GUCGGGGCAAAAAAAAAAAAAAAAAAAAAAAAAUGCAAAGAAUUUAAAAAUCGAGGGAGUUUAAAAAAAAAAAAGCAGGAGUCGUUACAUUCAGCCACCGGCCCGCGUUCGUGGAUCUAUUGCAGUUUGAACAGAACAGAAAAUGAGGCUUUUCGAAGCACGGUGCUGGAGUCAAACAGGAAACCAGUCGGUAUAGUAAAGGAACAGUGAUUGACAGCGAGAGACCCCCACCCCUUUCCCCUACCCCCUCCCCUAGCAACAUGGACAGUGAGGAUGAGGCUCGUGCCAAUCCAGCAAUGAACAUCAUUGGAGCUGAAGAUGAGUACUUUGAGAAUGACAUCGACCCGUCAGUGGAUGACCAGUGCAGUCACUUCCAGAGCAUCGAGCUGCUGAAGGAGAGACCCACACAUCUACUGGUGUUCCUGCAGCACGUCAUCCUGCAGUUCGACUGCGCGCCCCUGCUCUGUUAUCUCCACGCGGACCUCUUCAGGAAUCUCAACAACAAGGAGGCCAAGAAACACUUUGUGGAUUUCUACCACAACUUCCUCGACAAGGGAGCUGUUUUAAGAGUCCAGAUUCCUCAAAAUGUCUCCUUUGAACUGGAUCGCACUCGUCCUGAGUUGUUCUCGGAGGAGCAGCAGAAGAAGUUUGUGCGAGAGGUUCAGACGCUACAGGCUCAGGAGCUGCUGGUGCAGCUGGAUGACUUCCGGCAGAAGAGGAUGAUGGGAAUGACUCCCUGUGAACUGGAGCUGUCGGAGUUGGAGUCGAUCAGGUCAUGUGACCGCGCCACGCAGGAGGCCAGAGAGCGCGCCAUCGCCGAGCAACUACUGGAGAAACUGGGAGAGAUCCAACCCUCCAUCUGCAAUGAUGAAGACAAGGGAAAAAUCCAAAGCUUUAACUCGUCGAUGUUCAGUGCUGUGGUUUCCUACAUGAAGCACCUGGGAGUGAAGAGCAAGUCCACAGACAGCAAGAAAUCAAGAGGCUUCUUCAGGAAGAAGAUCCCUGGGAUGAAGAAGUUCGAUGAUCAUUCCAAAGGGAGUAACAAGCGAUUUCCCAGCAUCCUGGCUGACACGGCGCGCUGGAUAGGGGGCAGCAAUGUGGAAAACAGAGCUUGUAAAGUAGACGCUGAAGCUGAAAAGGACCGACUGAACACCGAGCGCAAGAACUCUGCCUUGCUCCCCGUCAAACCGGACAGCAGCCAGAGGAGCGGGGGCAAGCCUGUGGGAGGGGGUGAGACUGGCGAGGUGUCGACUGUGACGAUCAGCAUCACCUCCAGUGGAGACAGCAACCAGGUGGACACAGCUCAGGGAAGUUUUCGCCCUGAUGGUUCGGGAGACCCUUCUGAUCAGGGUUGGAAAGGGGGAGCUGUCUGGGACCCCCCCACCCCCAAUGAGACCCCCCCGGAGGAGGGGGCGCUGGAGAGCGACAGAAAGAGAAAGAGACACGGUGUGCGUCUGGGUCGCUCGGAGAGCCUGUGUGCGCCGGAGCGCCGGCGUUCUCAGAAGGGAUCCUCCCAGAAGGGCAAGCAGCCGAGAUCCCGGAGCGAUGUGGACCUGCAGGCAGCCAGCAAAGCCAACAGCCUCCAGAGAGCUGGCAGCACCACGCAGCCAGCCACCCCUGAGCCAGGGGGGGUGGGUGAGCCCCCGCAGUCCUUUCUGCUUGCCCAGUCUGAGGAGACUGAGCCGCGUGUUUCGGAGCUGGACCUCGACCCGCCCAACUGGCGUGAGCAGGCCGACCCCGAGCACCUCCUCGGACUGAAGAAAACAGAGGUCAAGCGGCAGGAGGUCAUCAACGAGCUCUUCAUCACAGAGCACGCUCACGUUCGCAUGCUCAAUGUCUUGCACACCGUGUUCUACCUGCCGCUGGAGAGAGAGAAGAUCAUGAGCCUGGAUGAGCUGGCAGCCAUCUUCCCAGGGCUGGAGGACAUCAUCGAAGUGCACAACUCGUUCUACGAAAGCUUGAAGAAGCUGAGGCAGCAGAGCAAUUACAUUGUGAUGCACAUUGGAGAAACUCUGCUAAGCAGGUUCAAUGGCUCGGAGGGUGAGUGGUUUCAGAAGCUGUCUUCACGGUUCUCCAGUCACCAAUCCUACGCUCUCGACCAGAUCAAAGCCCGGCAGAAGAAGGACUCCAAGUUCAACAGCUUCAUUCUGGAGGCCGAGAGCAAUGCUCAGUGUCGUCGCCUGCAGCUCAAAGACAUCAUCCCUAUCGAGAUGCAGAGACUGACCAAGUACCCUCUGUUGCUGGAGAACAUUGCCAAGUGCACAGAUGAGCCAGAGGAGAAGUCACAGAUCCAGCAGGCUGCAGAAUGCUGCCGCAAGAUCCUGAAUCGUGUGAACCAGACCGUGAGAGAAAUGGAGAACCUGCUGCGUCUGAAUGAUUACCAGCGCCGUCUGGACCUGUCAAGUCUCAAGCAGAGCAAUGACCCACUGCUAGCAGAGUUCAAGAAUGUGGACCUGACUCAGAGACACAUGAUCCACGAGGGGGCGCUCACGUGGAGAGUCACAAAGGAGAAGUCAGUCGACGUGCAGGUCCUGCUGCUCACCGAUAUCCUGGUCUUGCUGCAGAAGCAGGAUGAUAAGAUGCUUCUGAAGUGCCAGAGUAAGAGUGGCUCGGUGGCGCAGGACGGGAAGCAGGUGCUGAGUCCCAUCAUCAAGCUGAACUCUGUGUUCUGUCGUGAGGUCGCCACGGAUCGCAAGGCGUUCUAUGUGAUCUUCACCUGGGACUGUGGGGCUCAGAUCUAUGAGCUGGUGGCGCAGACCGUGUCAGAGCGCAAGAACUGGGGGGAGCUCAUUAAGAAUACAGUGGAAGAUUUGAAGAGAUCUGGACUGAGCGCCCCUCAAGACAAGAGAGUAUCCAGGACAGCGGUCCUGCCCACCAGCCCAUCAUACAUUAGCCCUCGCUCUCCCCUCAGCAUCUCUGAGAAUGGGGGCUCCGCCAAAGACCCUGAGGGACCCCUACAUCAUUCAGACAAGGAGAAGGACUCUCUCUCUGAGAAGGUGGGGAAUGCAGCUCAUUUGCUGGUGGAUUUCCUCACAGCCAAUGGCAUCGACCCGUACAGCAUGACCCACGCCCCUCAGGAGAAGGUGGCCAGUGAGGCUCUGCAGGAAGUCCUCUCGUUGAAGAGGAUGCUGGUCGGCAGUAUCUGCCUCUCGGAGGAAGUGGCUCUGCCCCCAGAGGGUACCCAGCAUGCACCCAGCCCGGAGGACGAAGGGAGUGAGAAAGGGAGCGAGGGGAGGGGUGAAGAGGAGGAGGCGGCAGAGAGUGGGAGGAGAGAGGAGGACUGUGGCAGUCAGUCAGCAGGGGGAGCCCAAGCCAACAGUGAGCCAGGCGGAGAGGAAGGGGAGGAGUCUAUCAGCACACCUCUCGUCCUGUCACACGACCAGGCGCAGGAAGUGGGGCGGCGCGUGGCGAGUCUGGAGAGACAGCUUCAGCAGCUCAAGAUUGUUGAGGAGGAGUAUCACAGAUUGCAGGACGGUCUCUCCAAGUUCGCCAUGUCCCAGCACAGCUACUGAGGAGCAAGAAGCAGGGAGAGGUUGAAGAGCGAGAGGCAUGGGUGAUUGAUUAGCAAUGCCUGGACCCCACACACUUCCCCAGCCCCCUCGACCCCUCUCACUGAGUCCGUUUCUCUGUACUCGGCUCUUCUGCCCUGAAUUGAAGUGCUGCCUUGGUGUCUGAUGGUCGCAGAGCCGGAGAAGAAAGACAAAGAAAGGAGAGGAAGGAAUAGAACAAGUGAGAGAACAGAAAGGAGAGGAAGGACAGGAAUGAUUUUAAUGAGGAAGGAAAAACGAACUGAAGAGAAAAGGGCUUUUGAAGCAGUUAGAAUGAGAAGAUGCAUGUUUGAGUGUGAGGGUGUUGAGUGUGCAAAGAGAGAGAGAGACAGGGAGGGAGGUUUCAAAGCCAAACUUGAAGCUGUUACAACAAAGGGAAAGGAUUUUGUUUUCUGAAAAGGGAAAACCAAAUUUGAGGCAAAAAAAACUUGCACAAACACCUCCCCGUUCCAUUCUCAUACCCUCCCCUUCGCAUUAUAACCCCCAUUCCUAAACUGAAGAAACCGCUGGUAUGUAAAUAGGGUUUUUGCUGAAACUCUAAGAUGUUUCACAAGCUCCACCCCAUCUCUGUCAGCCCCUCCCUCCCUUGUCUCUAGCCUAUGCAACAUGUGAUGCUUCCAAACCAUUGUGUCUUAACUGUUAACCCAGGAAAAGGAGUCUUUGAAAACCAGUAGAGAUUUAGAAUAAACUCCUUCCUUGCUGUCUCUUCCAGCUUGUGUUAUCCCGAGAGUUUGAAAAACAAGAUCCACGCUGGUCUGCUUGACUCGGUCUCUUCUAGUUUCAGUAACACUGAUGAAGGUACUAGAGCCCAGACGCUGGUCUGCUUGACUCGGUUUAGUUUCAGUCGCACUGAUGAAGGCACUAGCUGAAGCAUUUGCUUUCUAGCCAAACACCUCUGCUAAUGAAAACCAUUUUAAUUACACAUUUUUGAAAGAUCUUUUAUAUUCCACAAAAGGAAAACUUGCAAAAGAAAAAUAGCGGAGCACAGGAAGGAAGGACAUUCUUAAUAAACGAGACGGGACGAUCUGUUCGGAUUUUGAAUUUUUCCCUGGUUCGUUCGUUGUUUCUUUGGCUGCGAGUGGCAUUUCCGUUCUCGUCAGUUCUAAGGGUGGUUUUAACGCAGAAAGUUGAGAGUAAAUGAGUGAGAAAGAGGGUGCAGAAUGUCUAGGAGAGAAGCCUGCGAUUGUCCUGUCAUACAUGCUGGGUAUAUAGAUAACCGGGUUGACUUUUUAAUUUGAAUUUGCUGUUAUUUUUUUGAUGUACUUCCUUUGUUACUGAGUGGGAGUGGGAGUGGGAGUGGGGGUCCUGGACUGUCUUUAUUAUUGCAUACAAUUCACACAGUCCAGCAUUUUGACUCGGACACACAGACACAUCUUUUUCUCCACUUUCUCUUUCACUACUUUCUUGACAUUUCCAUAAGCUUAUUCCUCUCCUCCUUUCUGCCUUGCUGUCUCUGUCUCUCAAAUUCAAAACUCAUUCAUUUAUCGUGGUCACAAGUAUUCCCAAAAUGAAUGCCUCCUCUCCUUUCUUUUUUCUCUCAGAAUUUAAAACUCAUGCAUGUAUCGGCGAAUCACAAACGUACUGACUUGCCAAAACAAAAAAUAAAAAAAAAAACCCUGUAAUAACACAGUAGAUGUAUUGAGAGGCUUCUAUUCUGCUAUUUCUGCUCUAUGACACACACACACACACACACACACACGUCAGCGCCUAUCUGCAUGUUUUUGGUAUCCGAUCUUGUCCCCCUCGCAUCCCGAACCCACUCGCCUCUCUGCAGCAGCAACUUCAGAUAUUUCAAAUACUAUAUAU